Messenger RNA from Tachysurus vachellii, 2023 nucleotides. RefSeq names its product KICSTOR subunit 2 (gene kics2). The transcript is spliced from 5 exons. Gene Ontology annotation, biological process: cellular response to glucose starvation; negative regulation of TORC1 signaling; protein localization to lysosome. The coding region runs from base 173 to 1513 and encodes 446 amino acids. Gene Ontology annotation, cellular component: KICSTOR complex. NCBI's taxonomy places the organism in Eukaryota, Metazoa, Chordata, Actinopteri, Siluriformes, Bagridae. The record is from RefSeq and is a predicted model, not a curated record.
GCUUCAUAACAAUGCAACUAUUGUUCAAAUUGUUUACUGUGCAGAUUUAAUUCAAUUGGAUCCAAGGCCUUCAGCCAAACCUCCUGGCUUUCUAACACACAAGACUUGCCGUAGUGUUGUGACUGAAACCUGUCAUGGCGGUGUUCUAGUGUUCGAUCCUGAAUCUUCAGCCAUGAUGGAGGACGAGUUGCGGCCGGUUCCCAGAGAGAGAGCCGUGCUGGAGAGCUUCUUCACACAGCUCGGGAUGUUCUGGUUUGAUCGAGCUAAAGACUACGUGGAGAAAGAGAGAGAGCAGAUCAGCAGGAGCUCCGCCGUCAUUUGGAGCUCUCUGCUUGCGGCUCUGGGGCACCUGGCGGCCGCAGAGAAAGUCUACCACAACAUGACCUUCCUCGGGCAGAAGCUAGGUGGUCAGUCCUUCUUCAGCAGGAAGGAUUCCAUCAGGACCAUUUACACAUCCCUGCAGAACGAGCUGAAGAAGGUGGUCUCCAUGGGCCGCCCGGCUCUGAGCGGCUCCACGCCGUACCUGGAGGAGCUGCUGUCACAUUUAUCUGAGCAGCUGUGCCACUUCACGCAGGCUCGCAUGGAGCUCGCAGACCUCUACGAGAAGAUGCACUGCCUCGGGAGCCAGAAAACGGUCAACUCCGAGGAGCUGGUGAGCACGCUGGAGAGCAUCCUGCACAAAUACAGCUCCAGAUUCCACCAUCCCAUCCUGAGUCGUCUGGAGAGCGGUUUCCAGGUGGAGGUGGACGUUUUGGCGCAGCUGCUUCACUGCCAGGCUCAGAUCUCAGAAUGGCAUUUCCUGCCUUCGCUGCUCAACCUGCACGGUGCUCAUGCCAAACUGCAGACGUGGGCUCACGUGUUCGAGCGCCAGCGCGAGACCCGCAAGCACCUGUUCGGCGGCCAAUCCCAGAAGGCAGUGCAGCCUCCGCACUUGUAUUCCUGGUUGCAGCGCCUGCAAGCGGCGCUUUUGGCCAAGUUCAGCUUUUAUUUCCAUGAAGCUCUGAGUCGUCAGGCCCCGCCCUCGGAGAUGAAGGCGCUGACGGCUCGCACUUCGCCCGAUUACUUCGGGAAGAUCUCAGCCUUUGUGCGCAAGCAUGACGCCACCAAUGUUUCUUUGGUGUUUGACAACCGUGGCAUGGAGAGCUUCCAGGGUCACGGCUACCACCACCCUCACUCGUACCGAGAGGCUCCCAAAGGCGUGGACCAGUUCCCUGCUGUGGUGUCCGUUCCGGGCGGCGAGCGGCCCUUAAACCACUGGCCCAACGUCAUCAUGAUCAUGAGCGACCGUGCCAAUGAGCUUAACACACUCGACAAGGUUACGUACUUUUAUGAUGACAAAGUCCAGAGCACGUACUUCAUGACCAGACCCGAACCUCACUUCACGCUCGUGGUGAUUUUCGAUGGCAAGAAGGCGGAGAAGGACUCGCACAUAGUGGGCUUUCUGCAUGAGAUUUCUGGCUCUCUGAGGAACUCCAAACCCUUCAGCACACUCAAGCCAGGCUCCAAAGGCUGAUCCUAAACACGUGACCUGCGUCACAUCCAGCGCUCACUCACGUUCCAGAUAUAAACCUUGGCUUUAAGUUCAGUUAGAACCUCAGUUUGAGUCGUCAUGCUGCUGAAACUUUUAAUAUAUAACCUUUUAUUUCAAUCUUGAGGAAACACCAGAGGUCCAGUAACCAGUUGUGACCAAUCAGACCAGAAAUGUUUUUUUAAACUUUUUUUUUUUUUUUAGUAAUUAUUUCACUUUGCUGCUAUGAAACCAGUUGCAUUUCUUCUUUUAAUAAUCAAUGCGUAACAUUUUAACAGCUGAUUGUUUGAUUUUAUAAUUUCUUUUGUACUGUAAUUAUUUAGCAAAAUAAAGUUUUGAUCAUUUAACAGUUUGUAACAAUGGAUGUAAUUGAACAGAUUUGUAGUAGGAGAUACUUAUUUACUUAUAACAGUAAAGUGACAUCUUCACUGUGUGAACUGGAAUGACUGUGCGUGUGUUUAAAAAAAAUAAAAAUAAAAUACAAGUUUGUCAGAA